CCGUUCCGCCAUCAUGAAGUCCUGAACAAAAAGCGGAUGACAUAGAAUAGGGGAAAAAUAUAAAUGGUGUAGCCAGUCGGUCUGUGUCAGCAAUCAUUUAAAGAAAUAACAUAAGCGGAAAUUAUACAUUUCAAUUGCAAUGGCAACAAAUGCAACGUAGGAUCGAGUUCAGUUUAAUUUAGCGACCCGUUUCAUAUUGACAAUCAGCUGAUUAUUAGGCUAGGCUCUUGACUGAAGGGGCAGCUAUCGGCAGCUAACAGCUAUCCAGCUAGCAGGGAGGAUUCCUUGUUCCAAUAGGUUAUGUCAGUCAGAUCAAUUGUGAGACACCGCAAACGAUAGCUAACCAGUCGGCCAGUUAGCUCAUCAGUUACCGGAGAAGACUGUCGAGCAUUUCGAGGAUGGAGUCCAUAUGAAAGACAAUGCAACUUGUGUGCGUUGAAUAAAAACGGGGAAGAAAGAGAACUCAAUUUUCCUUGCCAGGCCAGUUAGCUAGCUGCAGCUAGCUACAGUGGAUUCCAUAAACCACGGCGCUGGCCAUGCCGUCCAGUGUACGGGCAGGUAGCCUGAAGGACCCAGAGGUGGCGGAACUCUUCUUCAGGGAGGACCCCGAAAAGUUCUUCUCUGACCUCCGUGAGAUCGGCCAUGGCAGCUUCGGGGCCGUCUACUUCGCUACGGACAUCCGCAGCAAUGAGGUGGUUGCCAUCAAGAAGAUGUCCUACAGUGGCAAACAGUCCAACGAGAAAUGGCAGGAUAUUAUCAAAGAGGUGAAGUUCCUUCAGAAGCUACGUCACCCCAACACUGUGGAGUACAGAGGAUGCUACCUGCGGGAACACACCGCCUGGCUGGUGAUGGAGUAUUGUCUGGGUUCAGCUUCAGAUCUGUUGGAAGUUCACAAGAAGCCCCUGCAGGAAGUCGAAAUAGCGGCCAUUACCCAUGGUGCACUGCAGGGCCUGGUCUACCUUCACUCCCACAACAUGAUCCACAGGGAUGUGAAGGCUGGUAACAUCCUCCUUACAGAGCCUGGUCAGGUGAAGCUGGGUGACUUCGGCUCUGCCUCCAUUGUGGCUCCUGCCAACUCCUUUGUGGGGACCCCCUACUGGAUGGCACCGGAGGUGAUUCUGGCCAUGGACGAGGGGCAGUAUGAUGGCAAAGUGGAUGUGUGGUCUCUGGGCAUCACCGCCAUAGAACUGGCUGAGCGUAAGCCACCGCUGUUUAAUAUGAAUGCUAUGAGUGCCUUAUACCACAUCGCCCAGAACGAGAGCCCUGUACUGCAGUCCAACCACUGGUCAGAGUAUUUCCGUAACUUUGUGGACUCCUGUCUGCAGAAGAUUGCUCAAGACAGACCUACCUCUGAUGUGCUGCUCAAGCAUCACUUUGUGUGCCGCGAGCGCCCCCACACGGCGGUGAUGGACCUGAUCGCGCGCACCAAGGACGCGGUUAGGGAGCUGGACAACCUGCAGUACCGCAAGAUGAAGAAGAUCCUCUUCCACGAGACCCUCAACGGACCCACACAGGAGGGAGCGGAGGAGGAGGAGGAUGUGGAGCAGUACAUGUUGCGCACAGGCACAGUGAACAGCAUGGAGAGCUCCCAUUCGCUGCCGUCCAUGUCAAUCAGCGCCAGCUCCCAGAGCUCCUCGGUCAACAGCCUGGCCGACGGCUCGGACGACAGCGGAGAGAUGGCCAUGAUGCAGGAGGGGGAACACACCGUCACGUCCAACAGCAGCGUCCUGCACAAACCACUGAGCCAUGAUAAUAUCUAUGACGACCCGUACCAGCCUGAGCUGGACUCCCAGCCGCAGCAGAUUGUUAGUGGAGGAGGAGAGCGAGGAGAGAGAGGCGAAAGAGGAGGUGGAGGUGGAGGCGGAGCGGGCGGAGGAGGAGGAGGAGGAGGAGGUGAAAGAGCAGGAGGUCGUCGUCGGCGCGGGCGAGACCACUUCGCCACGAUCCGCACGGCGUCGCUGGUGACGCGUCAGAUCCAGGAGCACGAGCAGGGCUCGGCGCUGAGGGAGCAGAUGUCCGGCUACAAGCGCAUGCGGCGGCAGCACCAGAAGCAGCUCAUGGCCCUGGAGAACAAGCUCAAGGCCGAGAUGGACGAGCACCAGCUGCGGCUGGACAAGGAGCUGGAGAACCAGAGGAACAACUUCAGCGGAGAGGCCGACAAACUCAACAAGAAACACCAGGGCCUCCUGGAGAAGGAGACGAAGGGGACGCUGACGGAGGAGAAGAAGUUCCAGCAGCACAUUCUGGCGCAGCAGAAGAAGGAGCUCACCAGCCUGCUGGAGUCCCAGAAGCGCCAGUACCGCCAGCGCAAGGAGCAGCUCAAAGAGGAGCUGAAUGAGAACCAGUCCACCCCUAAGCGGGAGAAGCAGGAGUGGCUGGUGCAGCAGAAGGAAUGUUUGCAGCAGCUGCAGGCGGAGGAGGAAGCGGGGUUGCUACGGCGACAGCGUCAGUACUACGAGCUGCAGAGCCGCCAGUACAAGAGGAAGAUGCUGCUGUCCAGACACAACCUGGAGCAGGACCUGCUGAGAGAGGACCUGAAUAAGAAGCAGACGCUGAAGGACCUGGAGUGUGCGAUGCUGCUGCGGCACCACGAGUCCACGCAGGAGAUGGAGUUCCGCCAGCUGGGGGCGCUGCAGCGCACGCGGGCCGAGCUGAUCCGCGCGCAGCACCAGAGCGAGCUCACCAACCAGAUGGAGUACAACAAGCGCCGCGAGCACGAGCUGCGGCAGAAGCACGCCGUCGAGGUCCGCCAGCAGCCCAAGAGCCUCAGAUCUAAGGAGCUGCAGAUCAAGCGUCAGUUCCAGGAGACGUGUAAGAUCCAGACGCGGCAGUACAAGGCUCUGCGGAACCACCUGCUGGAGGCCACUCCCAAGAGCGAGCACAAGGGGGUGCUGAAGCGCCUCAAGGACGAGCAGACCCGCAAGCUGGCCAUCCUGGCUGAGCAGUACGACCACUCCAUCAACGACAUGCUCUCCACGCAGGCUCUGCGAUUGGACGAGACGCAGGAGGCGGAGUACCAGGUGCUGCGCAUGCAGCUGCAACAGGAGCUGGAGCUGCUCAACGCCUACCAGAGCAAGAUCAAGAUCCACACCGACACACAGCACGAGAGAGAGCUCAAGGACCUCGAGCAGAGGGUCUCCAUACGCAGGGCCCUACUGGAGCAGAGGAUUGAGGAGGAGAUGUUGUCUCUGCAGAAUGAGCGGUCAGAGCGGAUCCGCGCGCUGCUGGAGCGGCAGGCCAGUGAGAUCGAGGCCUUCGACUCGGAGAGCCUGCGUCUGGGCUUCAGCAGCCUGGCGCUCACCGGCGUCCCGUCCGAGGCCUACCCCAAGCAGGGCUACCCGUCCGGGGGGGGCCAGCCCCCAAGGCCCUCCGGCCACUGGAGCCACGGCGGGGGGCCGCAGCAGCCCCCCCACUCCCGCCGAGGGCCCCGAGAGUCCUCCUCUUCGUCCUCCUCGUCCUCGCACGGGGGGCGGGGGGGUGGAGGUGACGGAGGAGGAGGAGGAGGAGGAGGAGGAGGAGGUCUGGGGCUGGGGCUGGGGCUGGGUCACGUGGCGGCGUCGUCGCGCUCCUCUUCGUCCUCCUCGUCCUCCUCGUCGUCUCAGCAGCACCAUCAGCACCAGCAGCACCACCGGCACCAGCUGCCGCAGCACUACCACCACCAGAGCACGCCGCAGCUGUACCGCGAGCGCGACCGCGAGCGAGAGAGGGGGGACCGGGAGCGCGAGCGCGAGAGAGGGGACCGCGAGUGGCCCCCCACCGCCGCCCCGCAGCACCACCACCACCACGGCCACCACCCCUCCGCCUUCCCCCACCACCUGCCCUCGCGCUCCUCCUCCCAGUCCCUGGCCCUGCUGCCCCCCCCUCCGCCUGCCCCCCCCUCCCUCGGCCCCCCCUCGGGCUCGGGCUCGUCCGGCAGUGGCGGUGGCUAUGGCGACCGUGGCGGAGGCGGUGGUGGAGGUGGGGGUGGGGGGGGUCUGGUGGUGCGGGGGCCCAGCCUCAUGGCCCUCAGGAACAGCCCCCAGCCCCUGCGCAGGACGGCCUCUGGAGGGGGGGCCACGGCCGGGGGGGCCGACGGAGUCCUGAGCAGAAGCACCUCCGUCACCUCCCACAUCUCCAACGGAUCACACCUCUCCUACUCCUAAACACAGCACACGCCUGGGGGUGUGUGUGUGUGUGAGUGUGAGAGAGAGAGAGAGACAGAGAGUGUGUGUGUGUGUGUGUGUGUGAGAGUGUGUGUGUGAGAGAGAGAGACAGAGAGGGUGUGUGUGAGAGAGAGAGACAGAGAGAGUGUGUCUGUGUGUGUGUGAGAGUGACAGAGAGAGAGAGAGAGUGUGUGUGUGUGUGUGUGUGUGUGUUUUGGGCGUGGGGAUAGAGGGGAGUUGUAAGAGUUGUCUGUAGUUCUGAUUAGAGAUGUAGAGAUUUAACUAUAAAAAAAACAAGCAGGUGAAGCGCGUCCUAUAGGAGAGAUACAAGAAAGAGCACAUUUUUAUCUUUAUCCUUUUAUUACACACACACACACACACACACACACACACACACACAUUUUUAUCCUACGUUUGGCAUCGUAGCUGGUUGUUUUUAAUCAUUAUUUUUAUAUGGGUGUGGUAGAGGGGGAAAGACACACGUAUGACACUACUGGCGUAGGGCGACAGAAGGCUUUUUUACGUCUUCUUGGAGGGGGCAUUCUGCCCGCCCGUUAAUCGGCCCUGGCGUGGUGUUAAAGGGGAUGCCAGCGUGCCACCCUGGGUGGCUAUGGGGCGUGGAGCGGGCACGCCAGGCCGUUUAUUUGCAUCAUCUAACGAACACACUGAAUGUUGACCAAGUUAAUGACUCACUGACAUAACACACACACACACACCUGAAUUCACCUCAGCAGGAUUGUGUUUGUGUGUGUUUGAGUGUGUGUGUGUGUGUGUGUGCGCGUGCGUGAUUUUAAUGGCUCUCUCCGACCUAAGCGUCUUUUUAGACUGAUAUCCAGGAGAGCAGCAGCCAAUGCAUGUGAUCAGAGUGAGAGCAUUUGUACUCAUCCGAUAGCCAAUCACCUUUGAGCUUGGAGACUUCCUGUCUGAGCUCCUUCCUGUUUAGAGUCACUGUCCCACCUGCAGGAUCUUCUAUUGUAAAUAUGAAUGGAAAUAUUAAACAAUGCUGUCCACGGUUUUUUUUUUUCUAUAGGUACAUUGAGAAUCCUAGUCAUUUUUGAUAUGAGUAAGUUAAAAAGAAACAUGUUGCGGUCAGACCUGACGUGUCCAGUGGAAGAGGAGACGCGUGUUCUCGUGUACGCGCUGACGAGUGGACGCGGGGGUCAUUCAUGUGCUUUAAACCACUAACAGAGCGGGAGGGUUUUAACAACAACAAGAAGAAACUAAAUAUCUCUCCUUUUAUUGCGUUGUCAGGUUUAGUGUGUUAAUCGGCAUCAAUGGUUAUUAAUACGCUGAUUAUUAACAAUUUUUGCGUGUGUGUGUGUGUGUGUUGAUUGAAUGAUGUUACAGAACAAUCCAGUACAGAUUUUUUUGUGUGUACACAAACUCUUGAGACUGUAAAGACAUCAGCUGCGGUAAGACACAGCAUCAGGACCCUUCCCAGGAUGCAUCUGGGUCAGCGCCUGCAACUGACCCGAGCUGGUUCCGGUCCACUACCCUCUGCUGCUGUCCGGGCCUGAACGGCCGACCCGGGCGGGUGGACAGCGUGAGGUUUGGACCGAACACAAAUCUGUCAUCCACUACAGGAGCGACCGGUCACUUCACAUUAACAAAAUAAAACACUGACUCUGUAUGGGCCAAGUUCUCCAAGAGGGGGAGACAGCGCCCUUUAUGGUUCAGAUAUGAUGUGUGUGUGUGUGUGUGUGUGUGUGUGUGUGUAUAUAUGUGUGUGUGUGUGUGUGUGUGUGUGUGUGUGUGUGUGUGUGUGUGUGUGUACGCAUGUUGAACAGUCAAGACACUCACAACCACAAGGCUUUACUGCAAAAAAAAGUGUGUGUUGGGGACCAGAGGGGAAAAAAGCGCAAUGUUGCCCUCGUAGAUAUGUGUUGCCAUGACUGCGCACCCUCACACACUCAGAGGCCCGGACACGAGGAAGAGGAGAGGAGAUGAGGAAGAGGGGGCAGCAAGAUGAUGAUGAUGAUGAUGAUGAUGAUGAAAAAACAACAAACAAACAAACAAACAAAAACUGAGACCCGAGAGAAACACCAGCUGUGUGUGCCGCCCCUCUGCCUGUCCCCUGUGGAAAGAGUCGAGUGCAUGCACAACUCCUACUGUCAUAGAGUGGGGGGGUGUGGGCAGGG
Molecule: messenger RNA, 6280 nt
Organism: Sardina pilchardus (European sardine)
Lineage: Eukaryota; Metazoa; Chordata; Actinopteri; Clupeiformes; Clupeidae
Gene: taok2b
Product: TAO kinase 2b
Exons: 19
Coding region: 537-4142 (1201 amino acids)
Biological process (GO): protein phosphorylation
Cellular component (GO): cytoplasm
Molecular function (GO): protein serine/threonine kinase activity; ATP binding
Source: RefSeq, a predicted model, not a curated record